ACUUCGUUUUGAUUCGAUAUUUGUAAAGUGAAAAAGUCCUGAAAAAACAAAAAUUGUGAAAAACGCGCUUCCAAUGCGAGUAGAUUAAAAAAAUCCAUAACUUCCACAAUAAUUCACUAUCUUCAAAACCCCUUUUCUCACAUCCACUACCCACACUCACGCGCCGCCGCACAACCCCCAAACAAUGGCAUCAAUAACCAUCUUCGACCACGAACUCCCAGACUACACUCACAACCUCUACGACGUCACAUUCUUCCACCACACCAUCUCCACCAUCGUCACCGACACCCCCUCAUUCGUCGACACAUGGAUCUCCGACACCCACCGUCUAAACCACUCUCCCAUCGUCGGCCUGGACGUCGAGUGGAGACCCAACCAAUCCCGCAACAUCGAAAACCCAGUUGCCACCCUCCAACUCUGCAACGGCCACCGUUGCCUCAUCUUCCAGAUCCUCCACGCGCCGAGCGUGCCCCAAUCGCUGAAAAACUUUUUACGAAACCCUAACUAUACGUUUACAGGGGUUGGGAUUGAGAGCGAUGUUGAGAAGUUGGUUGAGGAUUAUAACCUUGGGGUUGAGAAGAUGGUGGAUGUGCGUACGUUAGCGGCGGAGGCGUACGGUGUGAGGGAGUUGAAGAAUGCUGGGAUUAAGAGUUUGACGGAACGGGUGCUUGGGAAAGUGGUUAGUAAGCCGAAAGGGGUGACGUUGAGCCGGUGGGAUAAUCAGUGGUUGACUCCGGCUCAGGUGCAGUAUGCUUGUGUUGAUGCGUUUUUGAGUUUUGAGAUUGGUAGGGUUUUGAUUUCUGGGAGUCAGAAUUGAUUGUUAUGUAUAUGAUUUGGGAUUAGUGUUUGAUUUAGUGUUUUUAUGUGUGUUUAAUAUGUGUUGUUGGUGGAUGAUAAUUGUUUGAUCAUUGAAGGUUUAGGGUUUCUGUUUACUAAAUGAUCCUGUUUUGAUUUAGUGUUUUA
This is a messenger RNA of Helianthus annuus (common sunflower), 963 nucleotides long. Its product is annotated as Werner Syndrome-like exonuclease. Lineage: Eukaryota; Viridiplantae; Streptophyta; Magnoliopsida; Asterales; Asteraceae. The coding region runs from base 185 to 817 and encodes 210 amino acids. The record is from RefSeq and is a predicted model, not a curated record. The transcript is spliced from 2 exons. Gene Ontology annotation, biological process: nucleobase-containing compound metabolic process. Gene Ontology annotation, molecular function: 3'-5' exonuclease activity; nucleic acid binding. Gene Ontology annotation, cellular component: nucleus; cytoplasm.